AUGGAAUCCUACCCCCGAAAGACCGCCUCUGGCAUCAAGGUGAUCGUCGUCGGCGCCGGCUUUGCAGGACUCACUGCGGCCAUCGAAUGCGAUCGUAAGGGACAUUCUGUUACCGUAUUUGAGAGAGUGUCCGAACUCAAGCCGCUCGGGGACAUCAUUAGCUUCGGGCAAAACGCGUCGCGAAUAUUUGCCAAGUGGCCUGGGGUGAUGGAGGAGAUGGAGCCAAUCAUACACAAGAGUGAGAAGAUUACCUAUCACAACUGGGAAGGCAAAUUUGUUACCUCGCAGUCGUUUGAGGCUGAAAAGGUGUGGGGACGCAGGAUAAACGGGCAUCGUGGAGAGUUGCACAAAAUCUUGUAUCAGCAUGCCCUGGACCGGGGUAUUGAGGUGAGGCUUGGCCAGAGCGUCGAGGAUUACUUCGAGAACGAUGACGAGGCCGGCAUCGAGGUGGAUGGUACCAAGUAUAGGGCCGAUAUCGUCUUGGCUGCGGAAGGUGUCAAGUCGAGAGGGAGGAAGAUAGUGCUGGGAUUUGAUGACAAGCCUCAGCCCUCUGGGUAUGCCGUUUAUCGAGCAUGGUUUUCCACGGACAAGCUCAAGCAGAACGACUUGACCAAGCACCUCGUGCAGGGAGAUAGCCACAAUGGCUGGAUCGGACAGGACAUUCAUUUUCUCGCUGCGGCUAUCAAGGAUGGCGAAGAAAUGAGCUGGGUUUGUACUCACAAGGACGAAGCAGGAAUUGAAGAGAGCUGGCAAUUCCCCGGAAAGGUCGACGACGUUCUGAAGGUACUGGAUGGCUGGGCACCUGUGGUCCAAGAACUCGUGAAGGCAACGCCUUCUGACCGCCUGUUCGACUACAAACUCGUCUACCGAGACCCUCUGCCCACAUUUGUUUCUCCUAAAUGUCGGAUCGCUCUAAUCGGAGAUGCUGCACACCCAUUCUUACCGACGUCAAUCCAGGGUGCAAGUCAGGCUAUGGAAGAUGGAGUGACAUUGGCAGCAUGCCUCGACAUCGCCGGCAAACAAACCGUAACGGUGGCGAUGAGGGUUUAUGAGAGAAUACGGUAUGAGAGAGUUCACAAGAUACAAGCUACUGGUGUCACAACACGGGACAAAUGGCACAAGGCGGACUGGGACCUGAUCUGGCAGGAUCCAACUCUACUGCACUUGAAGCGCGAAGCAUGGAUACUGAACUUCGAUGUUGAGAAAAGUGUCUACUCAGAGUACGAAAAUGUACGGGGAUCACUUGACGGCACGAUUAAAGACAAUGUCAGUCAUGGUGCUGACAGGAUAGCGCACACGGUCAACGUUUCUUAG
Diaporthe amygdali is the source of this 1314-nucleotide messenger RNA. Its product is annotated as salicylate hydroxylase. Gene Ontology annotation, molecular function: FAD binding; monooxygenase activity. Gene Ontology annotation, biological process: secondary metabolite biosynthetic process. NCBI's taxonomy places the organism in Eukaryota, Fungi, Ascomycota, Sordariomycetes, Diaporthales, Diaporthaceae. The record is from RefSeq and is a predicted model, not a curated record. The transcript has a single exon. The coding region runs from base 1 to 1314 and encodes 437 amino acids.